Elgaria multicarinata webbii is the source of this 2998-nucleotide messenger RNA. RefSeq names its product DnaJ heat shock protein family (Hsp40) member A1 (gene DNAJA1). The record is from RefSeq and is a predicted model, not a curated record. NCBI's taxonomy places the organism in Eukaryota, Metazoa, Chordata, Lepidosauria, Squamata, Anguidae. Gene Ontology annotation, molecular function: Hsp70 protein binding; ATP binding. Gene Ontology annotation, cellular component: cytosol; cytoplasm. The transcript has 9 exons. Bases 121 to 1314 code for a protein of 397 amino acids. Gene Ontology annotation, biological process: response to heat; protein refolding.
GCCUUGCCAGUGUGAGGGAAGGGACGGGCGAAGGCUUGACUCGGCCGCUGUGGUGAUAGAUUUGCCCUAACUCAGGCUUUGUUUCGGCCGAAAGCGCGACCGUGCGGUAUCAGUUGCACCAUGGUGAAGGAGACCACAUACUACGAUGUGCUUGGGGUAAAACCCAAUGCCUCUCAAGAGGAGCUGAAAAAGGCUUAUAGGAAACUGGCACUGAAAUAUCAUCCUGAUAAGAAUCCUAAUGAGGGGGAGAAGUUCAAACAGAUUUCUCAAGCCUAUGAAGUCCUUUCUGACCCCAAGAAAAGAGAGUUGUAUGAUAAAGGUGGUGAACAAGCUAUAAAAGAGGGUGGUUCUGGAAGCAGCUUUGGAUCACCAAUGGAUAUCUUUGAUAUGUUCUUUGGAGGAGGUGGAAGAAUGCAAAGGGAGAGGAGAGGUAAAAAUGUUGUUCAUCAGUUGUCAGUAACUCUAGAAGACUUGUAUAAUGGAGCAACACGAAAACUGGCUCUACAGAAGAAUGUAAUUUGUGACAAAUGUGAAGGCCGAGGUGGUAAGAAAGGUGCAGUGGAGUGCUGCCUUAAUUGCAGAGGAACAGGCAUGCAGAUAAGAAUUCACCAGAUAGGACCUGGAAUGGUUCAGCAAAUCCAGUCUGUAUGUAUGGAAUGUCAGGGCCAUGGAGAGCGCAUCAGUCCCAAGGACAGGUGUAAAAGCUGCAAUGGAAGGAAGAUCAUUAGAGAGAAGAAAAUUCUGGAAGUCCAUAUUGAUAAAGGAAUGAAAGAUGGUCAGAAAAUAACUUUUCAUGGUGAAGGUGACCAAGAACCAGGGUUGGAGCCGGGAGAUAUCAUAAUUGUUUUGGAUCAGAAAGACCAUUCUCUUUUUACAAGACGAGGUGAAGACCUGGUGAUGUCUAUGGAUAUCCAACUCGUUGAAGCGCUGUGUGGCUUUCAAAAACCAAUUGCAAUGCUGGAUAACCGAACAAUAAUCAUUACUUCACAUCCUGGUCAGAUUGUCAAACAUGGGGAUAUUAAGUGUGUACUGAAUGAAGGAAUGCCAAUCUAUCGUAGGCCAUAUGAAAAGGGUCGCCUGAUCAUUGAAUUUAAGGUGAUCUUUCCAGAAAGUGGCUUCCUUUCCUCAGAUAAGCUGUGUCUCCUGGAAAAGUUGCUACCUCCAAGGCAAGAAGUGGAAGAAGCUGAAGAAAUGGAUCAGGUAGAGUUGGUGGACUUUGACCCAUCUCAGGAAAGAAGACACCAUUACAAUGGGGAAGCCUAUGAAGAUGAUGACCACCAUCCCAGAGGCGGUGUCCAGUGCCAGACAUCUUAAAAUGGCCUCAUGAUUCCCCUUGUGCUGCUUGUCCUGUAUGUCAGUUGUGGAUGAGUGAAGGACUAAAGUUGCUAAACUCUCUCAAACUUGCCAUUGUCCCUUUAAUAUUUAAACCUAGUUGUUUUUAAAUCAAGUUAACAAAUUUAAAUCAGUAAAACUACACUUCAAUCAAGUUGGAAUGAUGUUCAUAUUUACAAAUGGCCUCCUAAGGAAACCAGAAGUCAGUUUUGCUCUGGCUUUUUUAUUUUGUGCAUCAUAAGUGUAUUGUGUGCAAAUGCACUGGCUUAGUAUUCAGUGAUUUUUUUUUGUUUAGUAUUAUAAAUUAUAUUCCUUCUUAAGUAUGCACAUGUAUUUAUGAUUCAUGUUAAAGAUGUGAAAUUAAAGUUUUGUAUUCAUCCGCUCCUAGAUACAUUGUGUUUUGGCUGUACUGUGGCUGGUUCAGGUUUCACAAAGCAUCUGCAUGGCACUGUACCUUCCUGCCCUGGAAAGUUAAAAGUUCUGCUCUAUCCCGCCCUAAGCUUUAGCUAGAAUGCUGUGUAAAAUUUCUCUUUUAAUAUUAUGCAGAAUCCUAGCAUGGUUAUUGGGUAGAAGAGCUGAAAAUGCAACCUGUGUAAUGGCUCAUGUGAGAUGAACACCAAAACGUUUAAGGCUUGUGAAUAGGAAAUACUUGGCACUUUGAAAAUGGGGCAGUCAUGCAACUAAAAAGUAGCAUGAUUAUUCUUAGUAAUGGUAGAAAACUGUAGAACAUUCAGCUCUGAUUAGGAAAGCUUGACUAAUUGAGCUUAUUAUAUAAUUAGAUUUCAGUGAUCCUAUUUAUAACACAAUUCACAUUCUUAGAUUGUAUGAAUACUUGCAGAAAACUCCUUGCUAAUGUUGGCUCAUUAUUGAACUGGUCACAACAAUUCAUGAUAGUUUUUUGUGUGCAAUUAGUUUCUUAAAAGGGCUACCUCCACUAGUGGCCAUUUCAAAAUGUUAUCUGGUAUUGACCAGGUUUGCACCUAAUGUGGCAAUUCCUGUGUUAAAUGAGCAGAGUAUAUGAUUCAGUUCUGCUUUCAAUUAACAAUCUGGAAAGUAGUUCUUUAUGGGUUAAAAAAUCCAGUGUUAACACAGCCAUGGGUAAUUGCUCAAGGGUUGAUUAAAAGCAGAUAUAGUUCACAAGCCCCAUUUACUCCCAGUAAUUCCUGGUUAAACCACCCAGCAAUUGCCAUGUUAUGUGUGAACCAGGUCAUUGUAACUUCAUGGAUAGACUACUACAGGCUUAUAUUCCAGUUCAUACCUGGACUUCAGUAACUGGGGGAGGGCUUAAUACUGAUUCAAGUGCCUCUUUUGAGACGCCAAUGUACCUAAGUUGACACUUGAUCUUCUAAGAAUUCCAUUGCUAAUGUUUGAUAGGCAAGCCCAGCACUAAUGCGGUAUAUACAGAGCAAGUGGGCUAAUACAGCAUUCCAGUUCCUUAUGUAGUUUCAACACAGGUCUUAUCCAUUUUGAAGCUUUAAUGUGCAACUUCUCCCUAGUCACUUGAGUCUUUGGCAGGGGUUUGAUUAAGUUAUAUAGCAAAUUAUCACGGUCCUUGUGAUAAGGAUGAAUUAGUGGAAUUGAGUAUGUGACUUUAAAAAUGCUUGCAUAUUGUACUUUAAACUGAGUUUCAACCCAUAGUGGGAAAAUAAAUGCUGUCCUUCUAACA